GGAUUCCUCAUAGAUUUAGUAAGCUCCCACAUGGUGUCUCUUCCGUGGCUGCUGCUUCAGUUCUUCUCUCCCCCGAAAAAGCUCAGUGAACUGGUCUUGUUCUGCUAGGCUGUAACACACUCGGGGUCCUUUGUCUCGUUCCUUUCUUUUCAUCUUCCUUCAAAGUACUCUUCCCCCCUCUUUUUCUUAUUCUAAGGCCGCAGAAAAGGGCCUCUUUUCUGAUUUUUUCUCCAUCGUUUUCCUUUUUUCUGAAAGGUUUGCUGAGACAGAUCCAUACAUACGCACUCUCCUUUCAUAAGCUCUCGUCUGUGGUGCGCAGCAUCGACAGAGUGCACUUUGGGAGUUUGUUAAGCCAGAUGUUGUCCAACGAGUACAAAGUUAUAUUCUUGAUUUUGUUCCUGUUCUCGAGUGCAUCAGGUGCAUAUGUAGGGAUUAAUAUCGGCACUCAGAUGUCCACAUUACCCUCAGCCGAAGUAAUAGUAUCCAUUCUGAAAACUCAGCAGAUCAAACAUGUGCGUUUGUUUGAUGCAGACCAUCAAAUCCUGAAUGCCCUAGCGAAUACUGGAAUAGAGGUUAUUGUUGGUGUCCCCAAUGACCAGUUGCUACGAAUAGGAGAAUCGCGAUCAGAUGCUGCUGAUUGGAUAAAUAAAAAUGUUGCUGCAUAUGUUCCCACAACUAACAUUACCUAUAUUGCGGUAGGCAAUGAAAUUCUAACAACCAUCCCGAAUGCUGCUCUCGUUUUUGUUCCAGCAAUGCAGUUCCUCCAGUCUGCUCUCCUUGCCGCAAACCUCAACUUUCAGGUUAAAGUUUCAAGUCCACUGUCAAUGGACAUGAUUCCCAAACAUUUUCCUCCAUCUACUGCAACCUUCAAUUCAUCAUGGAACUCCAUAAUGUCUCAGUACCUUCAGUUUUUGAAGAACACAGGAUCUUCUUUGAUGCUAAAUGUGCUGCCAUAUUAUGGUUACACCAAGGGACAAGGUAUCUUCCCCCUUGAGUAUGCUCUUUUUGAGCCGCUGAAUCCGAGUGAUCAGAUUGUUGAUCCUAAUACAAAUCUCCAGUACACAAGCAUGUUCGAUGCAAUGGUUGAUGCGGCUUAUUACUCAAUGCAGUCUCUCAACUUUUCUGGUAUUCCAGUGAUUGUGACAGCAUCCGGUUGGCCAUCUAUAGGUGGAUCAAAUGAAGCAGAUGCUAAUAUCGACAAUGCAUUGGCCUACAAUACCAAUCUUAUUCGCCAUGUUCUAAAUGGUUCAGGCACACCAAGCCAACCAACCACACCUGUUAGCACAUAUGUCUACGAGUUGUUCAAUGAGGAUCUAAGACCUGGGUCUGUUGCUGAAAAAAAUUGGGGGAUAAUUUCUUCUAAUGGAACUGCUCUUUACUCUUUGACCUUUAACAGUCUGGUGGAGUCACAUGCUGAUUCAUCUACCCUGGCUGGUGUUUUCUGUGUUGCAAACUCUAGUGCGGAUUCAAGCGCACUAAAGAGGGGAUUAGAUUGGGCUUGUGGACCUGGUUCAGCAAACUGCAGUGCUAUUCAACCUGGCCAACCAUGCUAUCAGGCCAACAAUCUGGUAGCGCUUGCGUCAUAUGCAUUCAAUGACUACUACCAUCGAACUCAAGCAAGUGGUGGUACCUGCAGCUUUGGUAACACAGCCAUGAUUACCAGAACAGAUCCCGUAUUAUUCAGGCCAUGGUUCAUGCAUCUUUGUCGGAAGCACGGGAGCAAGCGACACGACUGGGGGUACGACCACCGGAGCCUUCGGACCAGUGAGUCCUUCAAGUCAAGGUUCAAGAUCGCAAAUCUUCUCUUCCGCUUUUCUAGCCUCUUUUCUGUUACCCUUUCUAGCUUGACAUGUGAAAGUAAAAUGAUGGUUAGUGUUAUCAGUUCAAUUUUGUUAAAAGAACUCCAAGAUUGUUGUCAUCUCAACAACCAGUAGACAAUGUGUCACCGAGUCUGUAGCUCAUUUUGUUGUUUACUUUCUGUCUUCUUGUUCUUGGUCUGGCAGCCAUAAAUCUGUCUUGAAAUGUAUUGUGCAGUUUCAAAGUGAAUCCAGGGAUCUCAAAAUUCGAUAUGGCCA
Zingiber officinale is the source of this 2075-nucleotide messenger RNA. RefSeq names its product glucan endo-1,3-beta-glucosidase 4-like. The coding region runs from base 357 to 1934 and encodes 525 amino acids. Gene Ontology annotation, cellular component: plasma membrane. Gene Ontology annotation, molecular function: hydrolase activity, hydrolyzing O-glycosyl compounds. Gene Ontology annotation, biological process: carbohydrate metabolic process. The record is from RefSeq and is a predicted model, not a curated record. NCBI's taxonomy places the organism in Eukaryota, Viridiplantae, Streptophyta, Magnoliopsida, Zingiberales, Zingiberaceae. The transcript has 6 exons.